UCGUCGCGCAUACCCUGAUCCCUUAUUUUUUCGAAUUUUUAUUCGGCCUCUGUUGACGGAUUUAUAUUAAUUUGAAAAUAAUUCGCUGUUCAUUUAUGUACCAAGAAGUUGUUCUUUAUUUUAUCAGGCUGAACAAUUUGUCAUAAAUUUUUUUUGGAAACGUGGGGGGGGUGGUAUAAUGCAAGGGCCCAGGGGGCGAAACCGUGACUGCAUGGUCAGCCACGAUUUUAAGCGCUCGGUUAAAGCUCACGGAAACGUGAAUAUACAAACCACAACGGAACUCUGACGUAAUCCUUCGGGUUUACGACAUGAUUAUUAAUGAUUCUACUGCUGUAAUGAAUUAUUAAUCGUUAAAUUGAAGUUCAUCGGUUUUUUACUAAAUUAAGAUCAGGGGCCUUGCUAGAUACUUUCGGAGUUUAAAUAUGUAAAUUGUAAAAUUGUAGUAUAAAAUUUUACGCGCGCAAUGCAGUGCAUGGAGACCUCGUUGUGCCUGCGGUGAUUACGGUUGAGUUAAUUGUCUUGGGUCGUUUCCGUUCUUCUUAUAUUUUUUUAAAAUCAUUUUUGUGAGAUCGCCUUGUUUUACUGCGAAACGCUUGAAUUUUUAAGGAGAAUUCUGUCAACCCUCCUCUUGCUUGAUUACCCGGUUUUUGCGGCCUCGUGGGGUUUGAGAGGGUAGCCUCGAGAAGUCUACUCUGUGAUGAAGAUGCCUGAGUGAUAAGUAAAGCGAGUAAAUAACAAACGUCUCCGUAAAAUUAGAAAUAAAUUGAGUAAUGCCGGACAAAGUGAACGGUAACCGUGAUGGACAUCGGGACAAGGAGUUUUUUGUCGAUGAAAUAUCAUCAAUUGGUAUGUCACUGCGGCCGAGCGGUAGUGCAUCUUCUGGUAUUUCGAGUCUCGCGAGUUGCGGUGAAGUUAAUGCACUGCCGGAAUUACCGCCUCAGGAUGAGGAACGCCUACAGCGGGCUGCAAGGAUGCUGCAGCAACGAUUGGUUCUUCGACAGUGGCUAAGUGAUCAUGGUCUCAGCUCUCAUUAUCAAAAGUUAAUGCAGAUGGAGGUGUUAUCGCUGGAGGACGUGUACUGGGUAGAGGAUAAUGAGGCACGUACAGCCCUUGGGAAAGAUCUUCCCAAGUGGAUACAGGCGCGACAGUCCCUUCCGACGUCGAAGGAUGAUCUUGAGGGGCUUAAAGCGGAUCUAUGGAGUUCUGUGGUUAAGAACAGUCAACACCAAGAUGCCUGGACGUGGGGUGGAAUGCUGGUGGUUUCAGUGUCUGUCGCUGGGCUCGUCACCCUGGCGGCUAUGACACAACCCGCUCUAGCCCCAGAAGCAAAACACUCACUACUGCAGUAUGUCACUGGCAAAUAUCUUCUGCCAAGCAACUGUCGUGUUCACUUUGAGUGGGAUGAACCUCAGCUUGUUGGAGAGACUAUGACAUUUACCGUUAAAUUUUACCAACGGAACGGUCAGCCCUAUCCAAUCUGUGACAAAGACAAUCUAUUAGUGGAUGUAUCAGAGGGUACAAGGAGGGUAGCAACCGUGAUAGAUCUAGGUGGUACUGAUCCAUUAGCAGCUAAUACAGCAGUUGUUAAAUUUACUGUUCGCCAUGCCGGGCAAUAUCGUAUAGCAGUACUCAUUGGCUCGUGCCAUGUCCAUGGCAGCCCUUUCCUCAAGAGUUUUUUUCCCGGUCCACCCGAUCCCAACAAAACUGUCUUUGUAAGGCAGAGCUCGACGGUUGUAUGCACAGCUGGAAUUGCUCACUCGAUGACAAUAGAGCCAAGGGACGAGUACGACAAUUUGUGUAUUUUUGGACCUGACGAUCAGCCAACAGAUGGAUACAAUGUUAAUAUUACUCAAAUUGGAUGCUCCGAAAGAGGUCAAUCAGCAAUAUGCAACAUUCAUCUUGAAUACGAUGAGCCAAAUCAACGAAUAAGAUUAAAAGUUGGGUUCCCAAAUGGGGGCUGUUACCAUGCAACAGUCAGUUUAUCUGGACUGCAACUUCACAAUGGCGACUUCGAUAUUAUUGUACUGGAGAGUUUUGUAGCACGGAUGGUACAUAACAACGUUGCGUCAAAGGAUCCGGACAUAUGCUAUGCUGCCAAACUCCUGGGGAUACAGGGGGAAAGAUUCUCCAAGCCUAAAAAAGUCUUCUGUUUCAUAUCCCCGAAGCAAUUGACUAUCAAAGAGUAUCUCCUCAAAUUCAUUCCAAAACGCCUCGUCACAUUUAGAUUAUGCCCUUCGACUAAGGUAAAAUUUUCAAGGUUUCAUUUCGUCAGUGUGCAUAAUGAAUAUGAAGGCUACGAUUCAUUUUCCAUCGACGACGGGUGUCAGCCACCAGUCGAAUUGAUCUCCCACUAUCGUAAUGUAAUUGCAGCAACAUUCACUCUAUUUCUACUAAAAAAUAUCGGUGGCAGUGAGACAUUCGCCGAUAAACAGAAUUUCUUUUAUCACGAAGUUAGAAAACACCAUCAGAAACAUUACCACGAGAAAUUGACAAUGAAAGUCCAGCGUGAAAAGCUCCUGGAGUCAUCGAUGAAGGCAACUAAGGGCUUCUCAGUUAGUGACUGGUGCAGAAACUUUGAGAUCACCUUUCAAGGAGAGCAGGGAGUUGACUGGGGUGGGGUCAGACGCGAGUGGUUUGAAUUAAUCUGCGCAUCAUUGUUUGAUCCUGGCAAUGGUCUAUUUGCAUCGUUUGGCGAAUCUCAACAGGCGCUUGUACAUCCGAACAAUAAAAGACCAUCGCAACUUAAGCUUAAGCAUUACGAAUUCGCUGGUCGAAUUGUUGGAAAAUGUCUCUAUGAAUCCGCACUAGGAGGAUCAUAUCGGCAAUUAGUCAGAGCAAGAUUUACACGUUCAUUUUUAGCACAAAUUAUCGGUCUUAGGGUACACUACAAGUACUUUGAACAGGACGACCCUGAUUUAUAUCUGAGUAAAGUUAAGUACAUACUUGAAAAUGAUGUUGAAGAGAUGGAACUUAACUUUGUGGAGGAGGAGUACGACAAAGAUGGUCAAUUACUUAAUAAUGCUGAGUUAAUUCCUGGAGGGAGUAAAAUACGCGUUACUAAGGACACUAAGUUACGUUAUUUGGAUGCACUUGCUCAACAUCGACUUGCUAGCUCUAUCCGGAAUGAGGUCGAUGCAUUUUUACGGGGAUUGAAUGAACUUAUUCCAGAUAAUUUGCUUGGAAUUUUUGACGAGAAUGAACUUGAGCUUUUGCUCUGUGGCACUGGAGAAUACAGUGUUUCAGAUCUUCGUGCCCACCACAUAGUUAAUGGUAGCUCACCCGAAUUUCUUCGUGUACUCGAUUGGUUCUGGACAGCAGUGAGUAACUUCACUCAAGAGGAAAUGGCACGACUGCUCCAAUUUACAACUGGCUGCUCUCAACUACCACCUGGUGGUUUCCAGCAAUUAAGUCCACGCUUUCAAAUCACAGCAGCUCCAACUUUUGCCAAUUUACCAACGGCCCACACCUGCUUCAAUCAAUUAUGCCUACCCGACUACGAGUGUUACGACCACUUCGAGAAAGCUCUGCUACUUGCUAUCAGCGAGGGCACUGAAGGCUUCGGCAUGAUUUAAGAGAUUAAAUGAAUCUAGUCUAAUUAUUAGUUUAUUUGAGAGAACAAUUUUACUGAGAUACUUAAUUUAUUUGGGAAAAAAGAACACUAGUCAAAUACAAAAUGUUUCAGAAUCCAUAGAUGCAUUGCCAGAAAAGAGAAGCUUACGAUUGUAUUGUGAGAGUAUUCAGAUCAAUAAUUUCAAUCGUCUUGAAAGGCUAGACUUUUUUCGAACGACAAAUGCAAGUAAUGACUACAUGUUUUGAUUUUAGAAAUUCAUAACUGUGAAUUUUUGCCAUCAACAUCUUACUGAGUAUGUAAAUAGACAGAGGUGAGUGAAAAACGACGAUUUUUAAUCGAAAUAUUGUCGGAAGAGGAACAUUCUGUGAAAGAGAUAAAUGGACUGUUUCUGUUUCUCUUGGAAUCUCACUACUUCCAUGAAUUUUCAUGAAGUAAUUGAAUCUGAUUCGUGAAUUUAUCAUUUCCUAUCAUUCCACUAUCGAAACUAUCAUUCGAAAAUUUGUUGAAAUGCAAAAUAAGAAUUUUCAGAGACCCAUUACAAUAGCAUCCCUAUUUCUACGCUUUUGUGACUGGGCAGUGAUGUAAGGAACUUAUUUAAAAUUAUUACAAUGCGUCAUGAUUUUCCAACGGCGUAAAAAUACUGUUCUCGCAUUUUUUACGCUUCAGUGAUUAUUCGCUUGAAACGAAAGGAAUAAUUAGGAAAAUAUGAGGUUCUCCGAGUUAAAUGAGUCAAUGGCUUACUUUUUGAAUUUUUAUUUCUCAAUUUUUUCAUGCGUUUAGCUCUUCUUUCGAUUCUUAUUUAUGACGCGUUAAAUUAUCUCAUUUCCACAGAGCAGAGAGAUAGUCGUUAACUCAUUUGACAUGGCAUACUUCAUGAAUCUAUAAUCGAUGAAAAUUGGAAAAUCAUUAUUCUGUAGAUUAGGAAUGAUACGUUAGGAUGAACUUGAAAAAUCUCUGUUAUGUAAAAUUAUUUCGAAAGUAUAGUCUCUGAUAUACGAUCUAAUGAACUGAUGCGUAGAAAUAGUUGUGAAUUUUUACUCAUUUUUAAGCGUAAGACGCCAACAGCUGAUGGUAUCUUGAAUGUAGUCGUGAAACGUGUUAAAUGCCAAUGUAAACAAACAAACUCCGUUAUCUCGUGUAGUCUGGAUUGAUUAGAAUGAAUUAAAAAUUACGUUUUCUGCAGAUCGAGAGACUGUUAGAGAUAAUUAUUGGAAUGUAUUAUAACUGAUAUUGUGACACUAAGUGAUCUGAUAGGCGGAUAAUUUUUUAAUUUAGCUGUAGAAAUUGAUAGAGAUGUUUUGAAAUGAUUAUCAUGAACUCGUCAAUUCCACGCACAUUAUUGUGCUAAUGUUGUUCAAACUUAUUGGUUUCAGAAAGUCAUGGUUUCAAAGUUAUGUAUACGAGUUUUAUCACUGACUUUUUUCCCAUUUUUGAAUUUUUUAUCAAUUUCUCUUGGAAAAUUUUUAGAGGAAUUUCUCUAGAUUAAAGACAAUAGAAAAAUUGCAAAUCUAUUUCAACUUUACCUCAAAUCAC
Messenger RNA from Diachasmimorpha longicaudata, 5104 nucleotides. Its product is annotated as apoptosis-resistant E3 ubiquitin protein ligase 1. The transcript has 9 exons. Gene Ontology annotation, cellular component: cytoplasm. The coding region runs from base 771 to 3572 and encodes 933 amino acids. The record is from RefSeq and is a predicted model, not a curated record. Gene Ontology annotation, molecular function: ubiquitin protein ligase activity. Gene Ontology annotation, biological process: protein polyubiquitination; negative regulation of apoptotic process. NCBI's taxonomy places the organism in Eukaryota, Metazoa, Arthropoda, Insecta, Hymenoptera, Braconidae.